ACAUCUGCUAAGCAGGACACAUCUGCUAAGCAGGACACAUCUGCUAAGCAGGACACAUCUGCUAAGCAGGACACAUCUGCUAAGCAGGAUCGUGAGGCCAGAAAGCGCCCUCUGCUGUCCUGGUCUCAUGAUUCUCAGUACUUUGCUAUUGCCUGCGAAGAGGGAAUCAAAAUUUAUCACAUCACCAAAGCUUUGGGACCGGUUGUGGAGGUAUCCUUCACGGACCACUCUGGCAACAAAAUUCCGUACUAUCCCGCUCCUGGUGCAACCUUCUCGUGGCAGCCUAAUUCGCGUGUGAACGAUCCUGCCGUGUUGGCAGUUUGGACAGCCAAGCCCAGAGACGUUGCGCCCAGUCGUCUGACUUUGGUAGAGGUGCCUUCCUUCAAGGUCUUGGCUACUCGCAACAUAUUCAGCAUUGACGGCAUCGCCAGAAUCUACUGGAGCCACCAUGGAGAGUACUGUGCCCUCGUUACCCAAAUCCAGGCUAAAGCCGUCAUGGGACAGAAGAGGGCCGUACACUCGCAGUUGGAUGUCUUUACGAUGAAGGCAUUCAGGGGAUCUCUUCCCGUAAGUUCAGUCACUGUUCCUCACGAGAUCAUGACAGUAUCGUGGAGUGAGUCUCGCGACCGACUCGCCGUUCUAGCCGUGAACAAACAAGUUAUCUUCUACACAGUCACCAAAAAGGGUCUUGAGGAAUGCGGAGAGCCGAUGGAUGUUCCUCGCGAAAUCAAUACUAUCUCCUGGUCGCCCCUCGGAACACAUUUUGUAUUAUCGGCUUGCUCAAUUGAGGAGAGCGCUGGUACUCUGUGGUUCGGUGUGUGCUCUGAUGUAUCUACUUCCACGAAUGGUGCAGGUUCUGGCUACUCUGGUUCCGGUGCUGGUUCAGGUGCUCGUCUAAUACCUGGAGUUGGACUGUCGGGCAAAGGCGUAGCAACGAACGCUGCGACCCGAUCGAUCCCGGGAGCUCCCUCUGGGUUUAAGACCGCGACAGGAUCCUCUGGCACCGUCACCGCUGGCUCUAGCAAGUUGUUUACUCCGGAGAUUUUGUUCAAAGGUGAACAGAUGAAGUUGCAGCACGUGGAUUGGGACCCCAGUGGUCGCUACGUGUCGACAAGUGUUUCAUCUCCUGUUGGCUCCAAGUCCGGUUAUAAGUUUGACGAGAUUGCUGGCUACACUCUUUGGUCAUGUCAAGGGAAAGCAAUUUUCAAUGCAGGCGUUGAGGGGCUUCACAGGUUCCAAUGGAGGCCGCAUCCGUUUGUUCACAUGCCGGAGUCCAGGAGAGAGUUAGUCAGGGAAUCGUUCAAUCAAUAUACGAAGACAUUCGAAGCCCAGGACAGCAAGCGGAAGACUGAGCGACGAGAAGAAGCUAUGAAGUUUAGCAAACAGCAAAGGGACACUUUUCAGAAACUAUUGCGGGCAGCACAGGAUGGCUGCCGGGCACUGCCUGAAUCUGAACAGUGGGAACAGAUGGAGGCGGAGUAUCAGAAGUCGAGGCAGUUAGUGAAGCACGUGAAAGAGAAUUGGCGCGAAAUUUCGGUCACUGUUAAGCCGGCCGUUGUGCCAUCAAAUUAA
Molecule: messenger RNA, 1572 nt
Organism: Gregarina niphandrodes
Lineage: Eukaryota; Apicomplexa; Conoidasida; Eugregarinorida; Gregarinidae
Product: eukaryotic translation initiation factor 3 subunit B
Exons: 1
Biological process (GO): translational initiation
Cellular component (GO): eukaryotic translation initiation factor 3 complex
Molecular function (GO): RNA binding; translation initiation factor activity; translation initiation factor binding
Source: RefSeq, a predicted model, not a curated record